Molecule: messenger RNA, 966 nt
Organism: Alternaria arborescens
Lineage: Eukaryota; Fungi; Ascomycota; Dothideomycetes; Pleosporales; Pleosporaceae
Exons: 3
Coding region: 1-966 (321 amino acids)
Source: RefSeq, a predicted model, not a curated record
AUGCUGGUCGAGCUGGCCGCUCUUUUAGCCGUCGUUGGUGUAUCCAGUGUCCGGGCGCAAUCGCUAGUCUAUGAAUGUGACAGAUAUACGCGGCCAAAUUAUGACGCUUGCGACAGAAUCAUGGCUGACAUUGACUGGACAGAAGGCCCUUUCAGUGGUGGUACUCCAAUCUCGGACGGCAGAUGCCGUGUGUUUCUCGAUGGCAAGAAUACAGGACAGAACGCAAACUGCGCUAUCAGUGUAUGCAACACCCGCGGCGAUGGGCAGGACGCGUAUUUGAACGUUGUCAGUGGUCCGACAUAUUAUCGCACAAUAAAGGAGUCGUGUGAACCUAAAGAUUCUGGCGGUCGUGCCCCAGGUCCUGCUGCAGUAGAGGCAGGUACAGACCAAUACGUCCAAGCUGGCGCCACGCCAGAGAAUUAUGCUAGACGUUAUACGAUUCGCGGCACGAUCCUUUCUGCUAAACCGGAACUAAGAGUCGAGUCGAUGACGAUAGAGGAGAUGGAAGAGUUCUGGGAGAGGGCGAGGAAUGACACCAUACGUCUAUUGGGACCCACCAUCCAGAAGAGACAAGAAGAGGUAUUUGUUCUCGGUCUUUCCAGGUCGGUUCCUCAACCCGGUGUCAGUAACCGGAUGACCGGCAUCUCCUCACCUGGUGUAGUCACCUCGUGGUCUACUACGGAAGGUUAUUCCGCAAGCGUAGGUGUGAGUGCCGGAGUAAGCGUCGGCUUCUUUGAGAUCUUCACUGCAUCCGUUAACAUCGACGUAUCUAUGGAAUACAGUCAGGAGUACACCGAGUCGACUGAAUUCGAUCCAAGCAAGUCGUGCACUUCUACACAGGAUGCUUUCAUGAUCUUCAUACCGCACUUCGAUCAUUACCUUGUCAUGGAUGAGAACAGCCAGCAAUACGAUAUCUGGAUUCCGCUAGCAGGACAGGGUGAGUUCGCUGUCCAGUGUCUCGGCUAG